AGAGCAUUGUAUUGCUGUCUUGCUCCUCCCCCUUUCCCCUUCUGUGUCACAUUUCAGAUGUUGAGCCUGUGAUCUGCUUUAAACUUGUGCAUGUUUCUUCCUGUGCGCCUCUCCGUCAGACACUCUGCCCAGUUUCACUGUUCCCUCCUCCACUUCCCUUUCUGGCCUCUCCCUCUCUUCAGCUUUUCUCUUCCUGAAAUCACUUUUCGUCGGUGUUCGUGUUGACUGGCCAGAGUCCGCGAGCUCAGCACCCUGGUUUUUCUUUUAUUUGAUCCUCUGCUUCUCCCCCUCUCUUCCUCUACUGCAGCUAUUCACCCAUUCAUCUCUGUCCUGCCCUCUGGUUCUUCCUGGUUGCGUCCUAGCAUCUGAUUGGCCAUGGCAUACCACAGCUUCCUGCUGGAACCAGUUAGCUGCCACGCCUGGAACAAAGAUCGAACCCAGAUCGCCAUCUGUCCCAACAACCACGAAGUCCACAUCUACAAGAAAGAUGGGCCUAAGUUGACCAAGAUCCAUGAGCUGAAGGAGCACAAUGGGCAUGUGACAGGGAUUGACUGGGCUAUAGAGAGUAACCGUAUAGUUACAUGCGGAGCUGACCGUAAUGCCUAUGUGUGGACCCAGAAAGACGGUGUGUGGAAGCCCACCCUGGUCAUCCUCAGGAUCAACCGUGCCGCGCGCUGCGUGAAAUGGGCGCCACGCGAGAACAAGUUUGCUGUAGGCAGCGGUUCACGCCUCAUCUCAAUCUGCUACUUUGAGCAGGAAAAUGAUUGGUGGGUGUGCAAGCACAUCAAGAAACCAAUCCGCUCCACUAUCCUCAGCCUGGACUGGCAUCCAAACAACGUCCUUUUAGCUGCAGGAUCCUGUGACUUCAAGUGCAGAGUGUUUUCAGCCUACAUUAAGGAGGUGGAGGAAAAACCGGGUCCCACUCCCUGGGGUAGCAAGAUGCCUUUUGGGGAGCUGCUAUUUGAGUCUGGAGUAUCUGAAGCUGCAGCUGCGGGUCAGGCUGUAGGAGUUGGUGGUGGCUGGGUUCACAGCGUCUGCUUUUCAAACUCUGGAAACCGCCUGGCCUGGACUUCCCAUGAUUCCACUCUGUCUGUGGCAGAAGGUGGCAAGAUCUGCACGGUAAGCAGUGUGAGCUCUGCGACUCUUCCUCUGCUGUGUGUCACUUUCAUUACCGAGAACAGCCUCGUAGCAGCUGGCCACGACUGCUACCCGAUGCUCUUUGUGUACGACGGUGCCAAAAGUACCUUGACAUUUGGUGGUAAGAUGGAUGUUCCUAAGCAGGCAGCUCAGAAGGGUAUUAGUGCUAGGGAACGUUUCCAGAACCUGGACCGUCGGGCCUCAGAAACACAGCGGACCGACCAAGACCUGAGCACGCUGCACAAGAACAGCAUCAGUCAAAUCUCAGUGCUUGAUGGAGGACGUAACCAGUGUACAAAGUUCUGCACAACCGGCAUGGAUGGAGGAAUGGCAAUCUGGGAUGUCAAGACUCUGGAAUCUGCUAUGAAGAACUUGAAGAUAAUUUGAAGUUUACGUCAUCGACCACAUGUAUUGUCGCUUCUCGUUAGGAAGAAAGUUGCUCCUUCUAUAACAACAAAAAGCUUCUUGGCCAUAUUUUAAUCAGAUAUUUUUAUACACAGCAAAUCAGUCAGACAAGUGUCUUAGUGUUUCUGCUCCUGAAACUGCUCUGUGGACGGAGAGACGGACCACACUCCUGCAAAUGGUACUUGAUAAAUAAAGAGGAGAAACCCGCAAAGCUGAACGCUUACAUCAGAUAUAUUUUGUAUUAAUCAUGCAGCACCUGUGCUGCUUAUAAUAACGCUUUUAAUAAACUGCUGUUAA
Molecule: messenger RNA, 1839 nt
Organism: Thalassophryne amazonica
Lineage: Eukaryota; Metazoa; Chordata; Actinopteri; Batrachoidiformes; Batrachoididae
Product: actin-related protein 2/3 complex subunit 1B-A-like
Exons: 10
Coding region: 376-1524 (382 amino acids)
Biological process (GO): Arp2/3 complex-mediated actin nucleation
Cellular component (GO): actin cytoskeleton; Arp2/3 protein complex
Molecular function (GO): actin filament binding
Source: RefSeq, a predicted model, not a curated record